GGAGAGGAAUGUGGAAAAAGAACAGGUUCUUUCUGGGCUCCUGAUCCAGAGGAGCUGCAGAUUUCUCCUGAUGGAUCCUGACACUUUCCUGACCCACACGGGGCUGCAGGCAGCCAGCUCUGCCUGUUGGACUGCCCAGACUGGAGUCCUGCUGCUGUCAGGCACCCCUGCCCCGUGCUGCUGCUCACUCACACCCUGCUGGCACUGCAAGAACAAAAUUACCCCAGCUUUGCUUUCCUCCCUCUCUCAGAGCAGCCUCAGCACCGGGCACAACUCGACAAAACCCACGCAGCUCUAAAGCUUCCACUUCAAAUUAAAAUUAAUUCAUUAAAAGCUGGGGAAACCUGUGCUUGGGACAGCAAACAGCUCAGGCAGCUGCUGGGGUGCAUCAAUCAAAGCCACUUCACUAAUUAACACCAUGUUCAAACUCUCUUGAUGCUGUGCCAUCCAGCACAGCUCCUGAAGCCCUGGCACCAAUCCUGCCCUCAAUCCCUGGUUGUGACAGUGCCCCAGCAGCUCUGGCUGCAUCCCCAUCCCUCCCCAGGCCAGCGUGGGACAGCAGGAAGGGCUGGGGCUCUCAGCAGCCUCUGCUUCGUUGAUUUGCUCUGCAGCACAAGUUCCCUUCUGCAACAGCACUUGGCUGGGCUCAGUACUGCCAGUGGGAGCCUCUGGCUCAUCUGCUCUCCCUCCAUCUUCCCCUGGCUUUAAUUAGCUGAUGUUUCCACUUCCCUGUUCCGUGGAGCAGGGAACAUGUGUGGUAACAAAUCCUUUUGCUAAAAAUACCAAUUGAAAAAAAAAAAUCAUUGGAGCGUGGAAAUGUGAAUGAAUCCGGCAGCUGUGUCAGCCCUGGAAAUUUCCUGCAGGAUGUUUGCAGAUUUGCAGUGAGCAGCACCUUGUCAAGCAGCCAGGACAUUCCCGCUGUGCCAGCCUCCAGGGCAGCCCAGGCUAUGCCUAGGAAGGAGCUGGGGAUGGCUGGCUGCAACUCUGGCAGCUGUGACAGCAUGGUCAGCACGGCCUCCAACCACUCCCAGCGGAGUGACAACAGCUAUGAUUAUUUGUCAGUGGAAGAGAAGGAGUGUUUGAUGUUCCUGGAGGAAACCAUUGGCUCCCUGGAUGCAGAGGGGGACAGUGGGGUGUCCACGGAUGACACCGACUCCGGGGAGCCCUCCAAGCCCAGGAAAGGCCCUGUGCCCCGGGAUCUGGGGAACAGGACUCCCCCUGCAAGCAGAGCUCAGAGUGGUAAAAGCAUCCCUGCCCCAGCAGCUGCUCCGGGCCCGGGCUAUUCCAGCCUCCCCAGGAACAUCCCUGCAGCAAAUAGAGCUUCUGGCAGCACAGGAGCUGUCCCCGCGGUGCCAGCAGGAAAAGCUGCCCAGGAGGUGCCCAAGGAGGGCAGGCUGGAGCUCGGCAGAGCAGGAAGCCACACCAAGUCGGUGAUGAUCCAACCCCCAGACCCCUUCCAGGACGAGCUGGAGUGGUCACGCAGCCAGCGCUCGGAUGCCAGGGGGGAGGCGGCCAAGGAGACCAAGAUUUGGACUUCGUGGGGCCACCUGGAGAAAUCCCCGCUGGACGAGGCCCCUCAGGACCCCGACACCAAGCGUGGGCCUCCAACCGCCCCCAAACCACGGAAACUGCCACCAAACAUCAUCCUGAAAACCAGCAGGAGCAGCCCCGUGCCCGAGCACAGCCAGAAGGUAAAGGCAGCACCUCCACCCUCCGCCAGCUGCCAGGCCAGCCCUGCCAGCGACAGCACUGCUGAGAGGGGGACUUCGGGCCACCUCGACCCCAAGGAGAAGGAGAAAGCCCGAAGGGAGGCCCUGCAGAAGCUGGGACUGCCCCAGGACAGGAGGGAGCCCAGCGCCCAGCUCCAUCCCCACCCCAGGGAGACAGCACUGCCCAUCCCCGGGCAGCCUGGGGAGGGCUCCGUGCCAGCGAUCCGGCAGAUGCCCUUCAAAUCCAACACCCUGGAGCGCUCCGGGGUGGGGCUGGGCAGCUCCAUGGGCAGCCCCAAGGAGCAGAACGGCCGCGGCAGCAGCAGCAGCUCCCUGGGCAAGAUGUCCUUCAUCGAGCGCCUGGCGCCCAGCUUCCUCCGCAGCCGGCCCCGGCCCGCCUCCCUCGGGCCAGGGAAGGACUUUGGGGGCCUGAAGGAGCAGGAGGAGAAGGACAAGAGCAGCAAGAGGAGAUCCCACCCUCUGCCCAGCUUCCCCCGGCCGCCGCGUGUCGCCGUCAGCGUGAAGAUCUCGCCCAAGGGCGCGGCCGAUGAGAACCGGCGUGAGGCGCUCAAGAAGUUGGGGCUGCUGAAGGAGUAGCUCGUGGGGCUGGUGGAAAAGGGGAUUUUUCACCCCAAAUCCAGCGGCCUGCACUGCCUGGGGCACGAGCAUCUGCUGCCAGCUCCUGCCCGAGAGGUGCUGGGAGCUUCACACCGAAUAGAGGAAGGCGGCGUGUACAGAAUGUUUUGUAUAUAGCAGGUGUACAGGAGCUGUUUAUGCAGCUCUCAGCGUGGAUGGGGUGUGCUCUCCUGCAAGGGCUUUGCUGCAUUUGGGGAUCCACCAAAACAGGGAAGCCGUGGAAUUCGGGGUGUGGCUUGUUUUCAAAAGGGUUGCCUGUGGAUAAAGCGUCUCCGGGGAGAACUGCUGGACUUUGCUGCUCCUUUAGGACUUUUUGGGGAUUUUUUUAUUAAUUUUAUCACAGCCUCUGAGACCUGAGCACUCACCUGCCAUGUGAAAGUGCCUUGCAAAACCAUCACUGCCUGCUGGGAGGGCUGGAGGGCUGCCCAGCCAUCCCACUGCCUCCCUGCCACACUCUGCUCUCCCACCCAGCCCUGCCCACCUGCAUCCAGCCCCCGGAGGAGGCUUGAAGUGCAGGAAGACACAGCUGAGGAGGCCAGAGGCUGUGCUGGUGUCAGUGCUGCCCAAAAUGGGGCAGAUGCAAGGCUGGGACAGCUCCAGCUCAUCCCUUCUGAGCUGUGCUGGCACCUCUCAGGCUCAGCUAAUGCUGCUGACACCCCUGGGGAACAGAGGUGGCUGAUGUCCCUAAUAAACGUGUGUGUGAUCGGAA
This is a messenger RNA of Serinus canaria (Common canary), 3054 nucleotides long. It is a transcript of the gene C26H1orf116, whose product is annotated as chromosome 26 C1orf116 homolog. Bases 948 to 2306 code for a protein of 452 amino acids. The transcript has 4 exons. The record is from RefSeq and is a predicted model, not a curated record. NCBI's taxonomy places the organism in Eukaryota, Metazoa, Chordata, Aves, Passeriformes, Fringillidae.